UUUUCGCCCUUCUCCCCCUUCACCUAAGACUCCAUGGUUUCCUCUUUAUUCGGCACCAAUGAACUCUCUUUCCCAGUGCCCACCCGUCCCAAAACCCUAAUAUAACUUCAAUCUAUGUUCGCAGUAGAAGCUAAAUUGAAACCAUAAGACAUGGGAAAUAAAAUUGCUCGGACAACGCAAGCCUCCGCGACGGAGUACUACCUCCACGACCUGCCGUCGUCGUACAACCUGGUGCUGAAGGAGGUUUUAGGCCGCGGCCGAUUUCUGAAAUCGAUUCUAUGUAAACACGAUGAGGGGCUUGUAUUAGUGAAGGUGUAUUUCAAGAGAGGCGACUCCAUUGAUUUGCGCGAGCAUGAGCGACGCCUCUCGCAUAUUUGUGAGAUCUUCAAUGGCAUCGAAAAUCCCCAUGUUUGGCCCUUCCAGUUCUGGCUGGAAACAGAUAAAGCAGCUUAUUUGCUUAGGCAAUACUUCUUUAAUAAUCUUCAUGAUCGUCUUAGCACACGUCCUUUCCUCAGUCUCGUUGAGAAGAAAUGGCUAGCUUUCCAGUUGCUGGUUGCAGUGAAGCAGAGCCAUGAGCGUGGGGUCUGUCAUGGGGACAUUAAAUGUGAGAAUGUGUUGGUCACUUCUUGGAACUGGCUUUACCUUGCCGAUUAUGCAUCAUUUAAACCCACGUAUAUUCCACAUGAUGAUCCUUCUGAUUUCUCAUUUUUCUUUGAUACUGGUGGAAGAAGGCGAUGUUAUCUUGCACCUGAGAGGUUUUAUGAGCAUGGGGUUGAGACGCAUGUUGCACAAGAUGCACCGUUAAAGCUAUCUAUGGAUAUCUUUGCCGUAGGGUGUGUUAUUGCUGAGCUUUUCCUUGAGGGUCAGCCUUUAUUUGAACUGUCUCAACUGCUUGCAUAUCGCAGAGGACAAUAUGAUCCUAACCAACUUUUGGAAAAGAUUCCAGAUUCAGGUAUCCGCAAGAUGAUCCUUCAUAUGAUUCAGUUGGAUCCAGAGUCACGGUGUUCUGCUGAAAGCUACUUGCAGAGUUAUGCAGGUGUUGUGUUCCCAAGCUACUUCUCGCCAUUUCUUCAUAACUUCUAUUGCUUGUUGAAUCCACUUAAUUCUGAUGCAAGGGUCUUGAUAUGCCAGACCUCUUUUCAAGAGAUACUUAAACAAAUGAGCAAUGGGCCAGAUGGGGAGAGCUCACCUGCUAUGUGCAUGUCUCCAAGUGUCACCAGUCAUGGGUUGCAAGGAAAGGAUGAAUGCCAAAGUUCAAACCGAUUGAAGGACACCCUUAAUAAAAGAGAGGGCACAGAGCGAGGAUCAAUUCAUGAUCGGUUUGAUCUUCUUGGCGAUGUGAAUACUUUACUCAGGGAUGUUAAACAAAGUAAUAAUAGAUGUUCUGCUGUUAAGCCAAUGCUGGAGGAUGCAGCCGAUAUUGCAUCUAAAAAUCAAAUGCACUCUGGCAUGCAGUCUCCUGGGGAGCUAUUUCAGACAGUUUCCAAUGUUUUCAAGAGAAAUCACCAUCCAUUCUUGAAAAAGAUAACCAUGAAUGAUCUAACCUCUCUCAUGUCUGAUUAUGACAAUCAAUCAGACACUUUUGGGAUGCCUUUCUUACCUUUGCCUGAUGAUGUAAUGAGCUGUGAGGGUAUGGUUUUAAUUGCGUCAAUGCUGUGUUCAUGUAUACGCAAUGUUAAGUUGCCUUUUAUGAGGAGAGGGGCUAUACUUCUAUUGAAGUCUUGUUCAUUAUAUAUUGAUGAUGAAGGUCGUUUGCAAAGAGUGCUGCCAUAUGUCAUAGCCUUGCUUCCAGAUCCAGCAGCAAUUGUUCGCUGUGCUGCAUUGGAGACUUUGUGUGAUAUCCUUCCUCUGGUUAGAGAUUUCCCUCCAAGUGAUGCCAAAAUAUUUCCAGAGUAUAUUCUUCCAAUGCUUUCUUUGCUUCCUGAUGAUCCUGAGGAAAGUGUGAGGAUCUGUUAUGCCAGCAAUAUAUCUAAGCUAGCUUUAACUGCUUAUGGGUUUCUUGUUCACUCUAUUAGUUUAAGUGAAGCGGGGGUUUUGAAUGAAGUGAAUUUAUCUCAUAAGUCACCAGUCUCAUCCAGUGAACCAUCUGGCCGACCACCGAGUCUAAACAGUAACACACAGCUUGCACAAUUGAGAAAAUCAAUAGCUGAGGUAAUCCAAGAACUGGUGAUGGGCCCAAAACAAACCCCAAAUAUCAGGAGAGCACUCUUGCAAGAUAUUGGCAACCUUUGUUGGUUUUUUGGCCAGAGACAAAGCAAUGAUGUCCUUUUGCCCAUUCUUCCUGCUUUUCUGAAUGAUCGAGAUGAGCAGCUCAGGGCCGUAUUCUAUGGGCAAAUCACGUAUGUUUGCUUUUUUGUUGGCCAAAGAAGUGUAGAGGAAUAUCUUUUGCCCUACAUUGAGCAGGCAUUAACGGAUGUAACUGAAUCAGUCAUUGCCAAUGCAUUAGAUUGCUUGGCUAUUCUUUGCAGAAGUAGUUUUCUGAGAAAGAUGAUAUUGCUUGAAAUGAUUGACCAUGCUUUUCCAUUGUUAUGUUGUCCUAGUCAAUGGGUAAGGAGGUCAGCUGUUGCUUUCAUUGCGGCCAGUAGCGAGAGCUUAGGUGCAGUAGAUUCCUAUGUUUUUCUUGUCCCUGUUAUUCGUCCUUUCCUCCGCAGGCAACCAGCAUCGCUUGCUUCAGAAAAAACACUUUUCUCAUGUCUUAAGCCUCCUGUUCCAAGAGAAAUAUACUACAAGGUUCUGGAAAAUGCAAAAAGUUCUGACAUGCUUGACAGACAGCGAAAGAUAUGGUAUAAUUCUUCGUCUCAGCCUAAACAAUGGGAAACUCUGGACUUGUUUGAAAGAAAUCCCACUGAAAUUGAUCAGAUGGCAUACUGGCAUGACAGAAAACAUGACAGUCAAGGUCACAAAUUUGGCAGUGAUAAACCGCUAGAUUUUACAGAUUGUGAUGAUAAUGAGACUAAGUUGAAGGCUUUGGGAAGCUUGAUACAAAAUCCUUCCAGUACAAUGGACAGCCAAGAUCGGCAUCCAUCAGAAAAGUUGCAAUUAUCUGGUUUUGUAUCUCCACAAGUGAGUAGUAUGAAUUGCUUAAUUGAUAAACCAUCAGAAGGAAUACCAUUAUACUACUUUAAAGUUGACAACAAGCGAGCAGCUGGAAUUGGUCCUGCUGCCUCUGAUACGUCAUUACCAUGUACUACAUUGGGUUUUGGUUCAUCAUCUUUGCCUUGGAUGGAUCCAGUAAACAAGUCAUUUAGUUUGGCUAACACAGUUCCAGCACCUAAACUUGUCUCAGGUUCGAUUAGCAUUGGUAACAACUCUACCCAAUUGCGGAGAGUUGUACAUGAAGUUGAAGACAGGGAAACUGAGCAAACAUCAUAUAUUGAUAGCAAGUUUCAAGAUCUGGGUGUGUCUGGCACAAAAAAAGGGGGUUCCUUUACAAUGGAAGACAACUUAGCUGCAACUGAUGGAACAGAGAUGCCGUCUUUUGGUCGAAUGUCAACUAUUCCAGAUUCUGGGUGGAAGCCUCGUGGAGUGUUAGUUGCUCACCUCCAGGAGCACCGCUCUGCUGUUAAUGAUAUUGCCAUUUCAACAGACCAAAGCUUUUUUGUUAGUGCGUCUGAAGAUUCUACUGUUAAGAUUUGGGAUUCCAAAAGGUUAGAGAAGGAUAUCUCAUUUAGAUCCAGGUUAACUUACUCUUUGGGGGGAAGUAGAGCGUUGUGUAUUUCAGUACUCCAGGGUUCUGCUCAAGUUGCCGUUGGAGCUUGUGAUGGAACAAUACACAUGUUCUCUGUUGAUUAUAUCUCUAGAGGACUUGGAAAUGUUGUUGAGAAAUACUCAGGUGUUGCUGAUGUGAAAAAACAUGGUGUUGGAGAGGGUGCAAUUUUAAGCCUAUUGAACUACUCACCAGAUGGUGGGCCCUGCAAAAUGAUUCUGUAUAGUACCCAAAAUUGUGGGCUCCAUCUCUGGGAUGCAAGAACAAGCUCAAAUGCCUGGAACUCAAAAGUGUAUCCUGAGGAGGGUUAUGUAUCUUCUCUUGUUGCUGGCCCUUGUGGAAAUUGGUUUGUGACUGGCUCAUCAAGGGGUGUACUUACACUAUGGGAUCUGAGGUUUUGUAUACCAGUCAACUCAUGGCAGUACACUCUCGCUUGCCCCAUUGAGAAAAUGUGUCUUUUUGUUCCUCCUCCAACUACCUCCUUGUCUGGUGCUGCAAGGCCCCUUGUUUAUGUUGCAGCAGGAUGUAAUGAAGUCUCUCUUUGGAAUGCAGAAAAUGGGAGCUGCCACCAGGUAUUGCGGGUGGCAAAUAAUGAGAGUGAGGCUGAAAACUCUGACUUACCCUGGGCUUUGGCAAAACCCUCCAGCAAAGCUACUCCUAAACAAGAUAAAAGGAGAAAUCCAAAUUCAAAGUAUAGAGUUGAUGAGUUGAAUGAGUCUCCUCCUCGCCUUCCUGGUAUUCGCACACUCCUUCCAUUACCUGGUGGGGAUCUGUUAACAGGGGGCACUGACUUAAAGAUACGUCGCUGGGACCACUGCAGCCCAGAGCGAACCUAUUGUGUCUGUGGACCAUCUAUAAAGGGAGUUCCAAAUGAUGAUUUUUACGAGGUGAAAUCCAGCUUUGGUGUUCAAGUUGUGCAGGAGGCAAAGAGACGACCCUUGGCAACCAGGUUAACUGCGAAGGCUAUUCUUUCAGCUGCUGCCACUGAUUCUGCUGGCUGUCAUCGCGACAGUAUUCUCUCAUUAGGCUCUGUCAAAUUGAACCAGAGACUGCUGAUAUCGAGCAGUAGAGAUGGUGCUAUUAAGGUUUGGAAGUAAAAAGGAACGUAGUAGCUGUAAUUUAAUGUACAUAUUUAAUUCAUAUGUCGAUAGAAUCUGUACAUUAUAUCAUUAAUCAAAUAGAAACAGAUCCAGUUCAACAUAAAUCCAGUCCAUUUUUUAAAUUUAUUGCGCCCUUCUCAUACAACAUUAUUUCUACUCUUUGUAAUACUUAGGCAUAGGAAUAUAUAGUGUUGAAAUGAAGAGUCACUUUUUCUGA
Molecule: messenger RNA, 5023 nt
Organism: Ipomoea triloba (trilobed morning glory)
Lineage: Eukaryota; Viridiplantae; Streptophyta; Magnoliopsida; Solanales; Convolvulaceae
Product: serine/threonine-protein kinase VPS15
Exons: 11
Coding region: 151-4803 (1550 amino acids)
Biological process (GO): protein targeting to vacuole; autophagy of peroxisome; protein phosphorylation
Cellular component (GO): phosphatidylinositol 3-kinase complex, class III, type II; late endosome; nucleus-vacuole junction
Molecular function (GO): protein binding; ATP binding; protein serine/threonine kinase activity
Source: RefSeq, a predicted model, not a curated record